AUGACAAGCAGGUCGCAUUCUGGUUCACGACGUCCUUCAUCGGUAUUUGACGAUGUCCCGCAUGCUCCUUAUCUCUCCGGAUCCCCCGAUGUAUCGCCAACAGAUCGGCGAUCUCCCUACGGGUUUCAAAGCAACAGAAAAGCUCUUGCUGUACUAGGUACAUCCGAUUAUCCUGUGAGCACAAUGCCGCGAAAUAAUCCUUCGUCAGCAAGCAACCGUCCUAAACCCCCGGCUCUUCAUGCCGUACCCCCUUCUCCGUCGUCCCCGCCUCCAACUAGCGCUAAUCACGGGACGUUUUUCAAUGAUUCGUCUGAAUUCGAUGACACUUCCCCAUCCCCUCGUCCAACCACUUCGCAUUCCGUUGCGAGCAAUUCGCCUGACUUGGUUUAUGAUGAUGGUGGCCGAAGACCCUCAAUCGCGAGUAUCGCGACCGGUAGUAGCGGAGGUUCAAGGUCUACGGGCAGUGCGCGAUUUCAUAAGCGGUUACAAGGCUUUUUUGGUGAGGAAUAUCAGGAUGGCGCAUCUAUGGAGCGAUCUAUAUCGAACCGAGUUCCUAGCAUCGUUCAUAGCCGGGAUCGGCACAACUCGCUGAAUUCCGCCAAUACUCUGGAGCGGCGGCCAUCCCCCAGCCUCUCCGCACCUCGAACACCCCUUCCUUCCAGUGAAGUUACCCCCUGGGAAUUCCAAGACUUCAGUGAUAUCCCCCAGCUUGGAGAUGCUCCUGUGCGCGAGGAGCCUACGGAAUCUAGCGCGAGAUAUACAGCUAGCAACGCCACCGUGCGGCCAAGGCAUCGUUUCCAUCUCCCGGGACACCGCCAUAACAUUAGCAAAGAGGAUCAAAGUAGUGCUGGUUCUUCUCGACCAUCCACGAGCCGCGAAAAUCUCAAUCCUUCGCGCACAUUGAAGGAUCACGCCCUGGGUAUUUCAACUCCUAUGAGCAUGUCGACAACGACCCUUGGCGCCCGCUCGAGCAGCCCGACUCCUAGUGCCCAAAGUGCUGGCCUUCGUGACCCAGGCCAGCUCUCACCCCGCGCUCCCACUCCUAAAAGAUCACUUUUCGAUAAGAUACGAAGACCAAAAGGCCAAGGCGUCUCUUUGUUAAAACACCUCCCAAGCUCUUCCAGUAUACUGCAAGAACCCCUGAAAGGAUCGAAGCGCCUAAGAGCCGAGAUGUCCCCAGGAUCGCGCUCCAGGAAUGGAAGUGUCGAGGCUAUGGGGCCUGGAAGGCAAUGGGAAUAUAUUGACUAUGAUCGAAAGAAGGAGCCUUACGGCAGAUCUGGCCCUAGUAAGUUGCGACAUGGCCGAUUGCCAUUUUCUCAUGAUAGUGGGCCAAGUAAAGACGCCGAUAAACACGAGCGCGAGAUGUUUGAAGGGGAACGGGUCUUUUUGGAUACCAAUCUCGGUGAUAUGGAAGGGAUUAUCCGAAAACCACGUCCCGGGUCACCGACAGACACCGGAGGUAUUUUCACUGGGGUUGACCACGCUGACAAAAACUUCCGAACCGUUCUCGACACGCCUGCCGCUGGUGACUGGCACGCUCCAGAAAGUUGGGCAGUGAAAAAGCCAAGCGACGACAUCGUUAGUCGGCUUCCUGAGCUGGCGGAGGACGAUGCGAGUUUAUCAGUGGAUGAGGAUGGCCAUCCCUACUGCGUCCGUGUCUUUCGAAUCGAUUCCACUUUUGCCACGCUAUCUGCCGGUCUCAAUACUACUGUCACUGAGAUUCUUGAAAUGCUUGGUCGCAAGUCCUUCCUUCAAGAUGAUUUGAACAACUACGAUAUAGUAAUGCGGAAGAAUGACCUUUCCAGGAGAUUGGAUCAUGGAGAGAGACCGAUUCUUAUGCAGAAACGGCUUCUGGAACAAGCCGGAUACCAAUCUUCCGAUCGAGUUGCAGAUAUAGGACGAGAAGAUAAUAGUUACCUUGUCCGCUUCACCUUCCUCCCCACGAAGCUGGGUAUAUAUUCCAGUCUUGAUUCGGAAUUAGCGUUUAAUGAGAAUCAGAAAUUCAGCCACCUCGACCUCCAAAGCAAGAAUCUUGUCACGAUUCCCAUUAAAUUAUAUAAAAAAGCGCCGGAGAUCAUAUCGCUGAAUUUGUCGAGGAACCUAGCGCUCGACGUUCCCAAGGACUUUAUUCAGAGCUGUAUCAACCUGCGCGAAAUCAAGUUCAUGAGCAACGAAGCGUGGCGUCUACCUGCCAGCUUUAGUUUGGCAAAUCGAUUGACAUAUCUGGAUAUCUCAAAUAAUUGCCUGGAGCAAUUGGAGCACGCUGAGCUACAUAAUUUACGUGGACUUGUGAGCUUGAAGAUGGCGAAUAACAAGCUUUCCUCGUUGCCUUCUUACUUUGGUGACUUUCCGUCGCUCAGAAGCCUGAACAUUUCAUCCAACAACUUCCAGUAUUUCCCAGAAUUUCUCUGCAACUUGGAGUCGCUGGUGGACCUGGACAUAAGUUUCAACCAGAUCACCCAGCUAUCGAAUAUCGGGCGCCUACAAGCGUUGGAGAGACUUUGGGUCACCAACAAUGCGUUGACCGGAGAGCUCGGGGAGACAUUCAAGCUCCUUGUGAAUCUGAAAGAGAUUGAUGCCCGGUUCAAUGACAUUAGCGGGAUUGACAACCUUACACAGUUGCCUCGACUGGAAACCCUUCUCAUAGGCCAUAAUUCCGUCUCUUCGUUUUACGGCUCCUUCGUCAAACUGCGAACAUUGGUGAUGGAUCAUUGUCCCGUAACAGAUUUCCAUCUUACCGCCCCUGUGCCUACACUACAGUCUCUUAACAUCGCUUCAGCAAAGCUUGUGCAAUUCAAGGAUACUUUAUUCACCAGUAUGCCGAAUUUGAUGAAAUUAUACCUUAAUAAAAACCAUUUCGUCACAUUAUCUCCAUAUAUUGGAUAUCUCCGCAGGCUUGAACAUUUCACCAUGGCGAAAAACCCCUUAUCCCAGCUGCCACCAACUAUUGGAUGCCUAACUGAGUUAAGAACUUUGAAUUUGAGGGAGUGUAAUUUGAAAAGGCUCCCUGGGGAAAUUUGGUACUGUCUCCGGCUCGAGAUUCUAAAUGUUUCGUCCAAUGUUCUUGACACUUUUCCAAAGCCGGCAACUUCCCCUCCACAACUCCCAACGGCCGAAGUUCAGACUAACGGGACUUCCGCAUCAACGCCCGGUCUGUAUGGCUCUCCUAGUUAUGAGGAGCUUGGAAAAUUGGAAGGGUUUGAGGCGCGAAGACCAAGUCAAGCUUCUGGAGGUUAUCUCAGUGCGGGAAGCCCUCCUCCUGAUGCUCCCAGAAAGCUGUCAGUCACAUCACUUGGUGGCAGGCAACAGUCUGUGGCGUCUCGAUCGGGAACUGAUGGGUCCAGAAAGGAUUCUACAUUUUCCCAGAGGAUGUCGAGCACUUUUGCUGGUUCAUUGAGGCAGCUAUAUCUUGCGGAUAAUAGGCUGGAAGAUGAUCUUUUCCACCAACUCGUAUUAUUACCCGAAUUAAGGGUGUUGAAUCUGUCAUAUAACGAAUUGACAGAGCUCCCGCCAGGUGUCUUGAGGCGCUUACAGUUUCUCUCGGAGUUGCAUCUUUCAGGGAACGAGCUUAGCGCGUUACCUUCUGAUGAUCUCGAAGAAUCCAGCAACCUCAAGACACUUUAUCUCAAUGCGAAUAAGUUCCAGGUGCUCCCCGCUGAGCUCUGCAAGAUCAAUAAACUGGCAGUGUUGGAUGUUGGCAGCAAUUCGUUGAAGUAUAACGUUUCAAAUUGGCCAUAUGAUUGGAAUUGGAAUUGGAACCAUAACCUUCGAUAUCUCAAUUUCUCUGGGAACAAGAGAUUUGAGGUCAAACCGAGCUCGUCAUAUGCAUCUGGUGUCGGCAAUAUCAAUGGGACAGACUUGACAAAUUUCAAUUCCCUCAGCUACAUUAGAGUGCUCGGGCUGAUGGACGUCACGCUUACCAUCAAGAACGUUCCCGAAGAGACAGAAGAUAGGCGCGUUCGCACGUCGGCAUCAGCUUCAGGGUUGAUCUCCUACGGAGUGGCUGACACCCUUGGUAAAAAUGAACAUCUUUCUAUGAUUGAUAUGGUGGUCCCGCGCUUCAGGGGAAAUUCGAUGGAAGCCAUCAUUGGCAUGUUUGAUGGCAAUUCAUCCUUAAGUGGCGGGUCGAAAAUUGCUAAAUUCUUACAUGAAAAUUUCCCUUCGACGUUUGCAAGUGAGUUGAAUAAACUACGAACGUACAAAGAUGAAGAAGCAGACGAUGCCUUGCGAAGGGCAUUCUUGGCGCUCAACAAGGACUUGGCAACAGCGGCACACAAAUCCUUGGACGAAAGGGAGUCUCGGCACUGGGACCGGGUUUCUGGCAUCGGAAAGGUUCUCAACCAGGAUGACGUGCGGUCCGGCGCCGUUGCGACAAUACUCUAUCUUCGAAAUAUGGACCUUUUUGUUGCUAACGUGGGGAAUGCACAGGCUGUUUUGGUGCAGUCUAAUGGCCAGCACAAAUUUCUCACUCGAAACCACGACCCAGCUGAAACAUCGGAGAGGCAACGCAUAAGGAAAGCUGGUGGAUAUGUCUCCAGAAAUGGAAAGCUGAACGACCGCUUAUCCGUCUCGCGUGCGUUCGGCUACUUCCACAUGAUUCCCGCUGUAAUGGCUGCACCAGACACUUUGAAAGUGACGUUGACCUCUCAAGACGAAAUGAUAAUUAUGGCGUCAGGAGAAUUAUGGGAUUAUGUUACUCCUGACGUUGUAGUUGAUGUUGCACGAGCGGAGCGCUCCGACUUGAUGAUUGCAUCUCAGAAGAUCCGCGAUUUAGCCAUGUCUUACGGUGCAAGUAAUAAACUAAUGGUAAUGAUCGCAGGCGUGAGUGACCUGAAGCGACGCCAGAGGAACAAGUUUACGAGGAGCGCCAAUAUCCCUAUGGGCCCAACCACUCCGUUGACCGAUGAUAGCAUACUCCUCACCAGCAAGAGGGUCAAACGCCCUCGUGAUGCACCAAGUGACUCAAGGCUAGCGAGAUUGGAUCGUGUGGAAGCACCGACUGGAGAACUGGCUAUCGUGUUUACCGAUAUUAAGAAAUCUACCUCGCUAUGGGAAACCUACCCCAUUGCUAUGAGAUCUGCGAUUCAGAUACAUAAUGAAUUGUUCAGACGACAGCUCAGUUUAACUGGUGGUUUUGAAGUCAAGACCGAAGGAGACGCGUUCAUGGUCUCUUUUAGCACCGCAACUGCAGCAUUGUUGUGGUGCUUCACGUGCCAGACUCAGUUGCUGGACGCUCCCUGGCCCACUGAGAUUCUCGAUUCUCCGGCCUGCAAAGAACGAUUUGAUGCUGAGGGUAAUCGAAUAUAUCGUGGGCUAUCGGUGAGAAUGGGCAUGCAUUGGGGUCAGCCCGUAUGUGAAAGAGAUCCCGUGACGGGGCGUAUGGAUUAUUUCGGGCCUAUGGUCAACCGUGCGUCGCGUAUUUCAGCAGUAGCAGAUGGCGGCCAGAUCUUUGUCUCAUCGGACUUUGUGGCUGAAAUUCAGCGGACACUGGAAGCUUUCGCGGAUUACGAGCGAAGCAGUUCAACAGGCUCAGAAGACGCUUGGCCUGAUGAACUCUUGAACAAUUCCAUCCGAAAUGAUCUUUAUCAGCUCAGCACUCAGGGUUUUGAGGUCAAGGAUCUAGGCGAGCGCAAAUUAAAAGGUCUUGAGAAUCCGGAAUUUGUGUAUUUGAUGUACCCGCAUUCGCUGGCCGGCCGCCUGGCUUAUCAACCCGAUCUGUCGGAGGAGCGAAACGAAAUGCCCGUGCCAGGAACUUUAGGGCGGAACUCCAAACUUAAUAUUGAGGCAGAUCAGUUUUGGCGGUUGAUGAAAAUAUCACUUCGGCUAGAGGCGUUCUGCAGUGCUUUGGAAAAUCCGAAUGCGUCGACGUUGAUAGAGCCUGAUAUCAACUUGAUUAAUGCGAUCAAAGCUCGUGGCGGUGAGAUCACCGAUGCUUCUGUUUUGAACCUCCUUGAACACCAGGUCGCUCGUAUUGAGACAUGUACGAACACCCUUGCCAUCCGGCACAUGAUGCGGCCUUUUAGACCUGGCGAUAGCCUUGAGGAUCAUGCUGUUCCCAUGAUCGAAAUUAUCAAGCAGCUUCAGGCUCAGCUAGCCGAGUUUAGAGCCUUGAAAGAACAGAUCGACGUUGUGAAUUCCAGCAUAUCUAUUCCACCAUCUCCAAAUGGCAACCCCAUACAUCGCGCGGUUUUUCUAGGCAACGAUCAAACGUCGUCUACGCCCACCAUUGUGGAUCUUAGCUGUGAGAAUUGCUCUGAGGACACUGAUGUUAUGUGUUUCAGAGAAAUGUAACCCUUCCAUCACCUCUGAUGUUUCACUGUUUUCCCCGUUGGCUGGUUUGGACCGGUUAUGACACUAGAAUUUGUGUUUAUUGGCGACAUGGGUCUGGCCGGAGUCAGCUGUCCCACACUUUGUUUUUUUGGAAAGCUCGAACCGGCGUUCUCUGACGGGUCGGCUUUUUUUGUGUCAGCAUUCCCAGGGAGAUAAUCUUCUUGCAUAUAUCUUGUGGUAUAUUUGUUGUUUCCUGCAUUCUUGUCUAUGAGAUUGGUGUCUUUAGACAUAUGGUUGUUUUACGGAAUUUUUGCCUCAUUUUUCUUGGGUCAUGUAAUUUAGGAUCUUGAUGCUUAUACUGAAUGACAUGUCGACGUAAAAA
Messenger RNA from Coccidioides immitis RS, 6652 nucleotides. RefSeq names its product adenylate cyclase. The transcript has 2 exons. NCBI's taxonomy places the organism in Eukaryota, Fungi, Ascomycota, Eurotiomycetes, Onygenales, Onygenaceae. Gene Ontology annotation, molecular function: adenylate cyclase activity; protein binding; magnesium ion binding. Gene Ontology annotation, biological process: intracellular signal transduction; cAMP biosynthetic process. The coding region runs from base 1 to 6291 and encodes 2096 amino acids. The record is from RefSeq and is a predicted model, not a curated record.